GUUGCCUGAGAAAGGCAGUGCUCUCCUUUUGCUGCCAUCCAGGAAUGGGGCGGGACCUUCUCUAGGGGGCUUUGCAUGCCAAAAAAAAAAAUGCUAUCUGAGAACUGCCUUUGCAUGUCCUGGGGAUAAACCUCCAUUUCGUCAGAUGCACAAAGUCAGCAGAAAUGCAUCGAGAGAAGAGAGAGGAAAAACAAAUUGUGAACAGUGAGUUUAAAAGACCAUGAAAUGCAAGAGGUGUUAUUGGCAACUUUUCCAUGCAAGGCUGAAAAGUGAAGUAGCUGAGCUCAGAGACCAUUCCCAUUCGCUGCAGCUGCAGUAACACUGGCUGACUAGUUUUCCAUUAAGCUACCAUGGGGCCGGAAUGAUUUUAUUUGCACUGACCGCCGAAAUCAGAUAGGGAGUGGACUGCGUCCUUCUCCACCCCCCGGCCGGGAAUGAGGGUCGUAGUUCAGGGGAAAGGACUGAACCAAAGAACGUUAGCACUCUUCCUGGAGUAAUCAAAGUUUAAAGAGAGAUUCAAAUCAUGGACCUUUCUGAUACACCGAAGAAAAGGGUUGCCAUUAUCGGAGGAGGCUUGGUGGGUGCUUUAAAUGGCUGCUUCUUUGCAAAGAAGGGGUUCUCUGUGGAAAUCUAUGAAGCCAGACAAGAUAUUCGUGCUUCCAGCCUGGCUCGUGGUAGAAGCAUUAAUUUAGCUUUGUCUCACAGGGGACGUCAGGCCCUGCAGGCUGUGGGGAUGGAAGACCAGGUUGUGUCUAAAGGCAUUCCCAUGAGAGCAAGAAGGAUUCACACACUUUCAGGAAAACAGUAUUCAAUUCCUUAUGGGACCAAGAGCCAGUACAUUCUGUCUGUUGAUAGAGCAAAUUUAAACAGGGAACUGCUAACUGCUGCAGAGAAAUAUCCCAAUGCUAAAUUGCACUUUGAACACAAACUGCUGCACUGUGAUUUAGAAACGAGGACAUUGACCUUUACAGGAUCAAAAGAAAUUACCUGUGAUCUGAUUGUGGGCUGUGACGGAGCAUUUUCCACAGUCAGGAAGCAGUUCAUGAGGCAAACACGUUUCAACUACAGCCAAAUGUAUAUUCCUCAUGGAUACAUGGAAUUGACAAUUCCCCCAAAAGAUGGAGAGUUCGCGAUGGAGCCGAAUUUUCUUCACAUCUGGCCCAGGAACACAUUCAUGAUGAUCGCUCUGCCCAAUCUGGAUCGGUCAUUCACGUGCACUCUCUUCAUGCCUUUUGAGGAUUUUGGAAAGCUCACAACAGGAGACCAAGUGCUGGAUUUCUUCAAAAUGUACUUUCCAGAUUCCAUUCCCUUAAUUGGAAAGGAAGCUCUGAGGCAAGAUUAUUUUUUGCUACCAGCCCAAGCCAUGGUCUCUGUGAAGUGCUCCGUGUACCACAUAGACUCUUGCUGUGUGCUGAUGGGGGAUGCCGCGCAUGCAGUCGUCCCCUUCUAUGGGCAAGGCAUGAAUGCUGGAUUUGAAGACUGUCUCGUUUUUGACGAGUUAAUGGACCAGUGUCAAAAUAAUCUCAGUGUCUGCCUCCCUGAGUUCUCCAGGCUGAGAGUUCCUGAUGACCAUGCAAUUUCAGAUUUAGCCAUGUACAAUUAUAUAGAGAUGCGCUCCCACGUUAACUCAAAGUGGUUCAUCUUUCGAAAGCAUGUGGACAACUUCCUUCAUGCCCUCCUGCCCUCUACCAUUAUCCCUCUCUACACAAUGGUCACGUUCUCCCGAAUCCGCUACCAUGAAGCCUUGCAAAGGUGGAAAUGGCAGAACAAGAUGAUCAAUAGCGGACUCUUGCUGAUGAUGGCAGGAGCAACCGUCAGUGGUAUAUUCCUGAUCAGGAACUGCAUGCAGCCCAAAUUGGACGUCUGUGUUGAAAAUCUCUGGAGAUGGACUCUUGGCCUCAGGAAAUUUGUAGCAAUAGCACAGAUUAUACCAUCUUUUUAAAAUCAAGAGAGACAGUAGGGGAGCUUGAAGUCUCAAUGAAAUCUCUCUGUGGCAAGUCAGAUCCUCCAGGUAGUCCAGUCACUGAGGACAAAGGCUGCCACCAGAUCAAAAUUACGUUGAUUAUAAGUGCUGUAUUUUUUAAAAUAAAGUUUCUCAGUUUA
This is a messenger RNA of Sphaerodactylus townsendi, 2103 nucleotides long. It is a transcript of the gene KMO, whose product is annotated as kynurenine 3-monooxygenase. Lineage: Eukaryota; Metazoa; Chordata; Lepidosauria; Squamata; Sphaerodactylidae. Gene Ontology annotation, cellular component: mitochondrial outer membrane. The record is from RefSeq and is a predicted model, not a curated record. Gene Ontology annotation, biological process: L-tryptophan catabolic process; quinolinate biosynthetic process; NAD+ metabolic process. The transcript has 15 exons. Gene Ontology annotation, molecular function: NAD(P)H oxidase H2O2-forming activity; FAD binding; kynurenine 3-monooxygenase activity. The coding region runs from base 524 to 1942 and encodes 472 amino acids.